GGUGUCUCUUCAUAGCGGACAGCACUUUGGGGACCUGAGUAUGGUUGGUGCUACCCGCGCCGACGAGCAGUGGCCCAUCAUUGAGCAGUUAUCUGGACCCAGGGACCAAGGUUCUCAGGCCCUCCUAAAUUAUGUUUGCCAACGUGACUGCUCAGAAAACCCAAAGCAAUGGACCUUCUGCACAGGAUAGGCAGCGCGACUGGCGACUGAAUCCUUUCAGGUCCCCACUGGAUGACUAUGGAGUGGCAGCUUAGAAAAACGUCUCAUGGGCAGAAAUUUGUUACUUUUGCUACCUCAUGAAUGCUAGGCAAGGACUUUAUUGUGGAGAUAACACCCCCCUCACGCUCCACCCGCCAGCUUACUGGGGGAAAUACUACAGUACAAUCAAUAAAACUGAGUUUUAAAACAAUACCAGGAUGUGGUGGUGGCAUAUGCCUUUAAUCUCAGCAUUUGGAAGGCAGGUAUCGCUGUGAGUUUGGGUCUAUAUAUUAAGUUCCAGACUAAUCAGGGAUCACAGUAAAUCCCCCCCUCUCAAAAAAAAAAAAAGCCUCUUGUGAUGCCCACAUAAUACCAGCACUUGAGAGACGGAGGCAGGAGAUUGUUGUGACUUCAAGGCCAGCCUAGGGUUACAUAGUGAGUUUGAGGUUAGUGUGGGCUGCAUGAGACUAUAUUGUUUUAAAUGGAGGGGGCCAAUAAAAGAUAAUCUCUGAGGCUUCCUGGACGCCAACCUAGGCGAAAAAUGUGACUCCAGUCUCAAUAAUAGACCUUGCGUCUAAAUGAUGGCACAGAAUGAUGGACGCGGACACUCAAUGCCCUUUUCUUGCCUCUGCAUGCGCCUUCAGAAACGUGUAUAACCGGAUUCACACUGGGUGGGGGAGGGAAAGGGAGAGAUAAUAAGUAAAAGGGUUCCGCCAGCCUAGGCCUUGAGUGGCUUCAGGUAAUGGUGCUGCGCAGCUCAUGUCAUCUAUAGACACUAGAAUUAAGGAACCAAAGAGAUUCGUAGCUUCCGGCGGUCUCUAGCCAAGACUUUGACGGGAAGGAGGCGGGGCGAGACUGGCGUAGACCUGCCCCCGGCAGCCGUCAAGCGACCUAGGCGUGUUUUGCGACAACAGGCGGGGAGCCUUUUCCGGCGGGUACGCGGACCCUGAGGCCCCCAAGGCAAGCUCUCUUAGUGCGUAUGGCUCCCCACAGCAACCCUGGCUCCUGGCCAUAGCGGCUCUGAGCUGCUCCACUAGGUGACCUUAGUCUAGCCCCCUGCUAGUCUGACCUUAGUCUAGUCUAGUCCCCUGCUAGUGUGUCUGAGAUCUCUCUCCUGAGCGGUGGAGGACACGGGCUGGCCCCGGGGCAGGAGGAGCUCCGGGCAGCAGGGUCGGGACCGGAGGAGAUGCCCCUCCACGUGAAGUGGCCGUUCCCCGCGGUGCCCCGGCUCACCUGGACCAUAGCCAGCAGCGUCGUCAUGGGCCUGGUGGGCACCUACAGCUGCUUCUGGACCAAGUACAUGAACCAACUCACCGUGCACAACAAAGAAGUGUUGUAUGAGCUCAUUGAGAACCGAGGCCCUGCCACACCCCUUAUCACCGUCUCCAACCACCAAUCCUGCAUGGAUGACCCUCAUCUAUGGGGAAUCCUGAAACUCCGCCACAUCUGGAACCUGAAGUUGAUGCGUUGGACCCCUGCAGCUGCAGACAUCUGCUUCACCAAGGAGCUGCACUCUCAUUUCUUCAGCUUGGGCAAAUGUGUGCCUGUGUGUCGAGGAGAUGGUGUCUACCAGAAAGGAAUGGACUUCAUUUUGGAGAAGCUUAACCAUGGGGACUGGGUACACAUCUUUCCAGAAGGGAAAGUAAACAUGAGUUCUGAGUUCCUGCGCUUCAAAUGGGUAGGAAUUGGACGGCUGAUUGCUGAGUGUCAUCUAAACCCCAUCAUCCUGCCACUAUGGCAUGUUGGAAUGAAUGAUGUCCUCCCUAAUAGCCCACCCUACUUUCCCCGAUUUGGACAGAAAAUCACCGUGCUGAUCGGGAAGCCCUUUAGUGCACUCCCUGUGCUUGAGCGGCUCCGGGCAGAAAACAAGUCAGCUGUGAGUUUCCACCCAAGGUCCCCUAGCUGUCCUUGGCCUUCCCAGCCCCUCAGACUCCCAGGGUACCUCAGCCAUGGUCCCUGGGGAGUGCAGGCCAGCACCAUCCUUGCUCUCAGGUGGAGAUUCGGAAAGCCCUCACAGACUUCAUUCAAGAGGAAUUCCAGCGGCUGAAGAUGCAGGCGGAACAGCUCCACAACCAUUUCCAGCCCGGAAGAUAGGUUUUGCCUGCCCAAUCUGUGCCCUGAAGUCCUUAGCCGAGGGAGCACUGGAUCCUCCAGGGUUUGAGAAGUGGUGGUGCAGGACCCUGCCCAACCCUGCUUGGCUCUGUACUGCCUUUGAGAUUCUUCCCUGCACAAAACUGAGGCUGGAAGAUGAACUGAUGCUUUUAACUCAGAUAGAUUGGCUCGUAAUCCCUGCUGGAUACUCUUUUGUUUUGUUUUGAGACAGGGUUUCUCUAUGUAGCCCUGGCUCUCCUGGAACUUACUCUGUAGACCUGGUUGGCCUUGAACUCAUAGCGAUCCAUCUGCCUGUGCCUCCCAAGUGCUAGGAUUAAAGGUGUGUGCCACCAUUGCUUGGCCUGGAUACCCUUUCUUAUCUUCAAGCAUCUGGCUCCUCUGGGUCUCCUGGGCUAAAAGAAGAGCCUUGGCUGUCCCUCACACUUGGCAGAGAAGGGAGGAAGACUCUUAGGCAGGGGCUAGCUUCCUUCUCACAUCUCUCAGGGGCUAGCAUUGGAAGGGAGCAAAGCAGGCAGUUGUGAAACUGGUAGGAGAAUAGGUGUCCUGGCCAUAGAUGCAGAAAGGGGACCCAAAUGGCCCCUUGGAUGGACUACCACUUGCCUACAUUUUCCCAGGAACUUCUCACAAUCUCCUUAGGGAUGGCUGUCAGCCAGGUCAUUUGUCCUUGGGUGGUCUCCAGACAAGAGCAAGUCUUGGCCAGGAUUCAAGCCUAGCUAAACUUAACUAGAUGUUUCUGCUAGAUUGCAGAAAAAGGGCCCCCAAGACCUGACUGUGAACCCCCCAAUGUCAGGGCUUACCCACUUCUCUAACCUUUUUGCCUUGACAUUCCCUAUGUCCUGAGGUCUGGGUUUUCAUGUUUUUAGAGUAAUAAAAUAUUUGUGUUAUGCCACUA
This is a messenger RNA of Peromyscus californicus insignis, 3202 nucleotides long. RefSeq names its product tafazzin, phospholipid-lysophospholipid transacylase (gene Tafazzin). NCBI's taxonomy places the organism in Eukaryota, Metazoa, Chordata, Mammalia, Rodentia, Cricetidae. Bases 1385 to 2245 code for a protein of 286 amino acids. The record is from RefSeq and is a predicted model, not a curated record. Gene Ontology annotation, cellular component: mitochondrial membrane. Gene Ontology annotation, molecular function: 1-acylglycerophosphocholine O-acyltransferase activity. Gene Ontology annotation, biological process: cardiolipin acyl-chain remodeling; inner mitochondrial membrane organization. The transcript has 10 exons.